Molecule: messenger RNA, 22210 nt
Organism: Amoebophrya sp. A120
Lineage: Eukaryota; Dinophyceae; Syndiniales; Amoebophryaceae
Source: the annotation of a GenBank genome assembly
AAGGCGAGCAGGGAUGGUCGCUGCAGAACCUGCAAAGUUAACAUUUCUUUGCAGCUGCAGCAGUGGGCUGCCUCGUCCUCUGAUUAUACUUUUCAGCCAUUAUCAGAAGAAUUCGAAUAUGGAUAGAUCUGAUCAUCGAUCACCGUAUAAAGCACAACACGAGAACACGACCGCUAUUAAUUUCGAUUUCCACCAUCUCGAUUACAGGAGUUUAUUUCACCCGGAAACAACUCUAUAUUCUGCGCCCUCAGUGACGCGAUAUUCUGCGCCCUAUCUUCGUUACACCCUGUCCGUCUCUUACAUCAAUUUCUAAACGCCAACUAACAAGCAUUUACUCGGCGACAACUAACAAGCAUCCAGGUGUGCCGCUGAUCGCCCGCGGCCCGUUUUUCACCGUGGAUGAUAUCAUGAAAAAACAAUCUGCUCAAUUACCGUGUGGUUGGCUUCGUUUCUUCACUUACAUCAAUCAUUAAGCCAGCAGUUUGUUUCUACUCCGAGCUCGUACGUCCUCUCCCUCUUCUACAAGAUCUGAUCAUUAAUAAACACAGGAAACCUGCUGCUACGGUCGUAUUGUCCACCCCCUUUUUGAUGAUGUACAACUAGAAAAGAUGUUGCUUCUCUUGAUCAUGAGGAGGUGGGAGCGGCUCAAGGAGCGGUGUUGUGAAUAUUAGUCCUGCACCUGCGGCCAUCCAUCAGAUUGAAGUCUGGCGCAACGGAAUGAACCACUUCGGAACUGGAGUAACGGCGUAGACCAUCUUUGAAGGAGCAAUAAAUCGGCUCUUCUUCUUGACCAACGGAGCAUCGUGCUCUGCAGCAUCACCCUCAGCUCCAUAGUUUUGCAAGUGAAACUACAGGUGAAGAAAAACCAACGUCGCAAUGGCGUGGUUCGCGUCGCUCGCUUCCCAAACGGCUUUUCAGCUCUUUGGGACGACAGCCGGUAUAACUUCGUGUGCGUGGGCCCCACCCCCGAGUGCGGACGCCAAAACCUCGGGAUACGAGGGCACUGUUUUUGGUCAGCUCCAGUUCGAAAAAUUAUGGGUGAUGCUUCCGAGAGACAGACAAAAAUACCUGCUCAAGGAGUUCUGCAGCGGACCAGGUGAAACAAUGCCGGGCGACACAGACACAGUACCAGGCGCCGCCCAAGGUGCCCCUCCCAAGUCCCUAGUGGACAGACAAAAACGACUUGCCAGCGCAGUCGUCGAAGACUUCUGUAACACGUAUCCCGACGAGAUGGAUGAAGCCGAAGCUACUUCAUGCGCGGAAAAGGUGACGCCCUUUGUUCAAGUCCAUCCCGCAACGAACGAAAUCGACGAGAAGUUGUGGGACUUUUACACAAGUAGCGAGCGCCAGAAAAAUUACAUUCAGCAGUUGUUUACUAAGAUGUAUCGAAACCCCAGUGCGAGAGAAGGCGAUGCCGGUGACCACCCCUUUUGGAUAUCCGCCGAAACCAAGAAAAAACUUCACGCUGGCCUCCAUCUGGACGCAUACUUGACUCAAAAAGAGACCGAAUGGAAAGCGCGCGCCAUUCCGACUUUGAGUGAGGGUUGUUUCGAGAGACGUCUCCGCGAUUGCUUUCAAGGGAAUCUUCAAGAGGGCAGCGUUUUUUUGCGCACCCGCACACCGUACCGCGAAUUAGUUUCAGCACUACAGGAUGAUGAACACGAACACAAUCAUGUGAGCCGGGAGAUGAACUUAUCAGAUCAAUUUUUUUUUCCCUGGAAUCGCCGCCAAAUAUGGCACUGCUUAUGAGUAUAUUUCAAUUGGCAUCCAGUUCAGGGUGGGGAAACACGCAAGCAAAGGUCUUUUGUACUACACGAAUGAAGUGUAUUGAGAUAGCAUGUUGCAGCUUGUUUGUAUGUCUAUGUUUGUUAAAACAAGUCGAAGUCCCUCUCCCUGCCACCUACUUUCUUAAGUAAAUAAUAUUCAACGAAUUUGAAGGAGCAUCAGAAGCACCAUCAUGCUUCUGUUCGUCCUGAGUGGACGAAUGGUUUGUCUUUGUCUCAUUAAGGCUCGUACAGGUUGAAGGUUUAUACAUUUCUCGUCCGGUGGAGCUCCUCAUCUAUAUGUUCUGGUUUUUGCUCUAAUUCAUCUUUGCAACGUCUGUCACCGGCGACUCGCCAGCGCUGUUGCGGCGUGGCUUGCUUUUGACAUAAUUUCGAUUUCCAUUUGUGUACUCUGUCUCGGGAUGAUAGUGAUACACCACGAGAAAUAAAGAUCGCAGCUUUUCCGUGAUCUACUCGCCCGACACCAACAGACAAAGAAAUUGUUUUGUGGGACAGGACAGCUCUGAGGCGUUUGCAUAGACAAAUAUGAGGCGGCGGUCCCUUUGUUUUUGUUUUGCUUUGAUACGAGCAGCUAGCGUACGAAGACGAACUCAAGGGCUAUUAUGUGCGCUUUCUGGACGAGUUUUGGCAAGCAUUCAACCAACUCUCCACCAAAGCUCAGGUGGAUCAGUGGUCUCGGGACAAGACGGAUCUUGAUCUGACUGACCUUCCGCAUGGCAAAGAUCUAGAGGACAAAAUGGUGCGACUGGAGGCUUCGUUCGACACACACUGGAACCAGUUUUGCGCGCUCCACAAAGAGUCCUUUAUCGAAGCAAGAAAGGCAAAUCCAGCCGCCGCGUCACCAUCCUCAGCGCGUUCCUCAUCCUCCUGCGAAAAGGCCAAUCCUCGAUUGGUAGUUUCUGUCGGAACAAGAACUCCGACUACACAUCAACCCGAAGGAGCCCCUCCGGAUAGCUUUCCUGAAUUUCAGUACGUGGAACUUCUGGAAGAAACUAGCGACUGGGUCGCGAGGUUAUGUUGGAAUGCGCAUUUGGGAAAAACUUUUCUUCAUCCUUCAAGUAGUGAGACAUCAUCUGAUCAGGAGCAACAUUGCGAUAUUUAAAAAUUCCUCCUGGAGUGUCAACAUUGUAUGGCAAAAAUACUGGGCGGCCACGGAAAGAAGUACUGUAAGAAAUCGGACGAUAGUUAUAGAACCUAUACGUCUCGCGACAAGUAGUCGGGAUCGGGGUCGGGUCUUCCAGUUAGAGUCGCAGAAAUACAAGCUGCAGGGCAAUCUCUUCAGCCUUCGACAAACAGCAAUAUUUUAUAGUAUGUAGUGAGGUCACGAACGUUCUAUCCUAGCUGUUUUUUUGACAUGUCUUAUCCAAAACGACAGGCAGUUUUCAAGCGGCCGGAGGUGUUUUUUGACAUAGAAACAUUUUAUUUAUCAAGCGGCCGGGGCUUUGUAGCUCGGGCUUUUUUGACAACAAAGCCUUUGUUGUCAAAAAAGCCCGAGCCAAUUCUAUCGAUUCGCGCUUGAUAAAACGACGCAGGGGAGCCGGCAAAAGGGGCGCCCUUCUGAGGCGCCCGCCGCGUCUGUUCCCGUCGAUUUGAGGCGCCCAAAAAGGGACGCCCAAAAAGCAGCACUCCGAAAAAAACAGCGAAUCCGCAUAGUAUGGGCCUCAUUUUGGCCCACAUUCGGGCCCCGCAAAAGACGCCACCAAAGUCCGCCACUUCAGAGGCGGACUUAAGACCAGGAAGCGCGGCACUUUGACAAAAAAAACAAAAAAAAACAAAGUCCGCCGAAAGCAAAAAGCCAAUCCGCAUGCCAUGGGCCCGAUUUGGGGCUCCCAAGGGGCCGACCCCGGCGGCGGCCCGGGCGGGGCCAUAGCAUGCGGGGAUGGUUUUUUCGAUUCGAAGCCAAAUGAUGGCCAGCACUGGAUCGCGAUUUUUAGCGACCGCCGUGCCGUCGUGCAUAACCUUACUCACGAUGGCAUGGUGGGCAGAGGGGCCGCGUUUUUUUUGGCGUGAAGACAAAAAAACUGCCACGACCUCACUACCCCCGCUGAGGCGGCUAUUAUUGGUAGAGAGCUGCGAUCAUUUUGAUUUUCAUUAUAGACCAUUUUACUUGCCGAGGUGCCCCGGCGCCUGAAGACGAAAGCAGACUCCUUGCAUGAGACGCAUGUGUAAAUAAGUUCCCCUACCACGUCGACGAUAUUAGUAUGAGGAAGUGGCUGUACCUCUACCUCCUUCUCCGCUGAAGACAGAGUGACGGUACUUUGUGUGAGGUCCUCUUAUCUGGAGGAGCCUUUAUGUUCGUAAGAGUUGCCUGUGUCCUCGUGCUGGCUUCAAAAUGACACAAGCAAGGGGCGGUGCGUAAUGGUUGCAUGUUGACGUGGAGGAGGUGCAUGCUGAUGGUGUGAUAUAUAGAACACUACAGCAAGGGUCUAGUACUUCCUAAAAAAAUGACGGAUUUGAAGGAGUUCUCCCCAAAUGACAGUAGCAUAAAACUUUCUCAAGUUGGAAAACUGGCCGGCAGCGGAACGACCGACAGCUACGAGCAACUCCGGCAUGGGCCAGGAAGAUGACGUCGACCCGAACAGUGAGGCCCUUGCGCCCGACGUCUUGAGUACGGCGUUGCAAAUCUUUCAAGAGCAAGAUAAUACGCAUUGCACCUGCAAAGACACCGUAGUAUACGUGGCACGGAUUGCGUUGUGGCUGACGACAUGAUCAUCUGAAACUCACGGAAAUUUCGUGAGAACUCUGCCAUAUUAGCGCGAGCUUCUUAUCCUGAGAAGCACAACCGCCCGAGCGGGACCUUUAACUGUAAGUAUUUUUGUUGUUGCUGCAGGACGAGCAGCAGGAGGUGUAGGAGCACCAGAGGCUGCAGACUUGCUGCAUACAACAUUAGUACUUACAUAUCAGAGAAAACAAGGACGAGCUUCUGUGUUGACCACGUGCACGUGGGCCGUAAAAUAAAUGAUCAAAGUGAAAAUUACGAAAAGCAUGCAUAUUAUUUUAUCUUUACUUGUUUGCGCAGCAGCUGUGCGUAACAGUAUACUACGAUGAGGUUAGUUUUCCCUAGGAUAUACCGCACACAGCAAAGCCAGCUACUGGGGGAGCUUCAGCAUGAGCGAAAACUUCAGGUAAGUGAAUUUUAUGCCUCCAACGGAUAUGGAACUGUCAGGAUCGAAAUUGACAAAAUCAAAAAAUUUGUUAUGCAUAAAGAUGUAGGGCACUGAAGGCCUGUAUUGGGGAGCAGGCAAAUGAGGCCGAUUGUAAGCCUGUUUAGGGGUAUGCAGUGUGCUGCCAGAGUAGCAUGACAGGAGCAGUCUUCUUUGCCCAAACAGCAUGACAGACCGGAUGUGGGUGCCCCCGAAAUUUGUCAUGCGCCACUUGGAAACUGAGGCUCCAGCUGGCAUGUAUUUUGUGCAUCACAGACAAGCUUUUCGAUUUUGUUAAUUUCGAUUCUGACACGUCCAUAGUCCCCCCGGUCAAGCUCCUCCCAAGUGGAACAGUCUGGACGACAUGGUUGCCUGGCUUGUUUUUCGAUACACGAGUGAAAACACGACUUCGCCUCGUCCCCGCCUGACGAGGACCUCCAAAGGAACUCGUUUGCUGACUGCGUUUAUUUAUUGACUACGGGUCGGCCUCGGCUCUUCCUCUUGUUACCAUUCUUUCAUUGAUCAUUGACGCCGUUGUAUUGUCGGCGCUGGCACCAGAAUCAAUUUGAAUUUCUGUAGACAUGACAACUACAACAGCGACAAUGUCGCGUUCGAGUUGGUAUUACGAUUAAAACAGUUUGAGUUUCUGAGUCUCUGCAUAUCGACAUUGAGCAAGAACUAAGAAGAUGCGCGAUCUUAUUAGUUUCUUAUUUGAUGGCAACUCUUCCUGUUCCUUCUAGUUCAUAUUUUUGCACAAAUUAUGCAUGAGAAGUUGUUAGAUUCGUGUCAGUGUGUGCAGGUGCAGGUAGAGACGCAGUCAGCCUCUUCCCUUUGCUGGGGUCGUUCUCGCGGAGUAGACGAGGAGAAGUUUGCGUUUCUCGUUCAUAUUCCCCUACUUUUGCCUUUUAACCCGAAAUAUCGCAUGCCUAUGUUUUUGGGUCUCGAAGAAUGAAAGCAGACACUUUAUUCAUGAUCAUGCCGCGGCUACUUUUGCAUCUUUCUACAAGAAGGUCUGGCUCUGGGAUGGACCUGGAGCAUGGCAAAUUAAUUCUGCGGUGGUUUCCCUAUGCGUACUCCUCUGUGCGGGAGAUCGAUGCUCCCUCAUUGAGACAAAGGUCGGGUAUUUUUUGGGGACUUCGCAGCGCAGUUUUUUCUUUUUGCGUUCACACAACUCGCAUCACUACAGUUUUGAUUUUUAUUUCCCGAGGACCCAAUAGACACAUUUGCAAUGCAUAUGGAAAUAGUGCAGGACGCACAGAUGGUACUCCGGGAGUUGGGGAUUAAGACACAAGACGGGCCGCCUUCCAGUUCCAUGCAGAAAAGCAAGAUGAGUGCCAUGUUUGAACAAAAGUACGGAAACCUAAACGGAGGUGGUGCACCCCUGGUGGACACGCAGUCUCCCUGCCGUAUCGCAAUCGAGCGAAUUGUGAAUGAGGACCGGACGCGAUCAUGGGAGGGAUCCUGGAAUGGACCCACGGGCAAGUGGAUCAUGUUGUACGACCUGAUAUCUGCAGUAGACAUGUUACCUACUGCGCUUACAGUUCUUGCCCAAGCGGAAGCAGGUCAAAAGGGCCUCCUCGAGCACGUCCCCCCGGAUUUACCGAUUGCACUUGAACGCGCCAACAUUAACAUCCGCAACUUCCGCUGGGACGAUAUAACUGCUGACCAGGCAUAUGAACUGCUGGAAUAUGCGUACUUCACACCGCUUCGCAGGAAUUUCGGCCACAACACGAUCGAAGACAAUAUAGAAGCGCCCGGUGGUAUGGAAGCGUCCGCCGAUUCGACUCCCGAAGAACCCGUCCAGCCAAAACGCACUUACCAAAGGAAAGCAAAGCCACCCCUUCCCCGUGGACCCCGCAUAGCCAUAGUAGUCUGCUACUAUGGACGAGAUGGCAGUGGUAGCACUUAUCGGCUCAACAACAUUUUCUUUUGUCAACAUCCACAAUUCUGCAUAUAAAUACUUUUUUCAUUUUGUACUCGUCCUCUUGGCGUGGGAAUCAAAGUUUAGAGGUGCUCGCUUGCGCAGCACGGAGACUGAGCAGCGCUCGAGCAGAGUCCUCGCGCCGCCCUCGAAACAUGUAUGUCGAGUUGCGCUGACUUCUACGUCAGAGAGAAGGCCAGCGCUUUCGUUACCUGGGCAUCCUGAUGAAGGGCUAGCAAUGCUGCAGGAGCAGCAGCAAGCACAAGCUGCAGAUACUAUGAGUACUUACGAGCAGCUGCCACCUCCGCGAAGUAGAGAACGCAAGUCCUCCUGUAAAGGAACUGCUGUAGUCCUCUGACUCUAGCUCCUGUUCUAUCUUGCCGCAAGGCAACGCGACCGUUGCGUAUAGGCUCACGACCGAGGAGGAGGAUGUACGUUCAGCAGCAGAUUCUUGUUGUAGGCGUAGGAGGGCCGGACAUCUGAUGUCCGGCCCUCCUAUCAGCAAUAAAAAUGCUCGAAGAUGAACUAGAAGUUGCUGCGACUUCUGAAAAUUAGAAAAAUCAUGAUGAUGACCGAACCGCAGAAAGAAAAUGCUUAAGCAUGGUGUCCUUGUAGUGCUGGCCUACAUCAAGAUGUGGGAUUUCUUUUCCGAAAAAUGCAGCCGACGUGUGCAAUCAUGUAAUAGGUAAUACAUUUAUGACGCGAUGACAUUACUAUUACUAAACGUAAACUACGAGUGAACUUGAAGUCAAAUUCGCCGAACUGAAAUGGACCUACUUGAUGUUUGUUGACAUCAGGAUCCUGAGCAGUCGUGAUAUUACUUAUACUAUUUGUUUUAUGUUAUACAUGGAGCCUACUUACAUUUUUCGCGAGUCUCUCUCUCUGUCACUCGACCGCGUCAGUGUCGGACUGACAGGUGGAAACACCUUUCCUGCUUUGCUGAUGAUGGCACCAGCACGAAUUAUUCCUCGUGGCAUUCGCAGAUCCUCGUCUUUUUUUAUUUGAAAAUACUAGUAUUAAAGUACUCGCGGAACAAAGGGAAAAGGGGUACGGGUGGGGGGACCCGUUUUCCUCCCGAUAUUAACGGGGCUCCGGCGGCUGCAGAUGUUGUUGCAGGUGGAGCAGGUGCGGGAGCAGGAAGACGGGAAGUUCAAGUUGGUGUUGGCGUUGUUGAUGCUGAGAUCGAAAAAUUCGUCGAGAAGUGGCUUACUAAAGCCCAGCAGGAAGCAGCGCAAAAGCUGUCCUCCGCCGAAGAGCAGUACACUUUCCAAUGGGGCUGCUUCUGUGCUCUGUAUUUUCACCAGGCAGAGGACGAAAAAAACAAGUGCCGCCAGAGCCGACAAGACAAAAAUGUCAAAAUGAUGAAGCAGUUUGCAAGGCAGGUCGUCACCGAUAGAAGCGGAUGCGAUAGCGACGCGGCAUGCAGACGAGCGUUCUUGAAUCCUUUGUGGUUCGAGGCGUUUCUGGAUCCGAACGGAUUCUGGAACGGACAGUCGGCACAAGAUGCGACACACUUGGGGGGUGUUCUCCUCGGCGACCUUCUGAAGGUUCCGGUUCCCGCUACAUCUGUAUGGCGCACCUCGCUUGGGUUCGUUCCGACAGAAGAAGCUCUUGUCGAUCCGCCGAAAGAGGCCGAACGGCACAAGGUGCGCCGGUUGUGGUCGUUCAAAGAGCUUGCGACUCGACAGGAGAGAGAGAGGACGUCUCCGAACCUGGACCAGAGGUUUCACCUCUGGAACGACGCCGCGAAGUGGCUCGUGUUGAAGCCUCUCGAUUGGGACGAAGAAGCAGCAAAAACUCCUAUUGUAAGGAAAAGUCCUCCCUUCCCAUAUUAUUUUGAAGAGGGAAAGGGAAAGCCUAAGAUCAUGAUGCUGAUUUCGAUUUGAAGUUGAUUUUGAUUGAGUAGAAGAUGUGUGCACAAUUAUAAAAGUGUAUCUGCUUUUUAUUCGCCUUGCAAGCAGGCAAGCGCAUGUGCAGAGGCUUCUCCGCAUCAUAAUGGAAGCGAUUUCUUUUGCUGCUGGGUCUUCAGCGCGGCCGUUUGCCAUGCGAAGCUAAGCGACUCAAACGCCUCUACCCAGGCUGCGGAUCGACCUGGCCGCAGUCCCAUAUUGCAAGACACUGCGCGCAUCGUCCAGCAUCAGAACCAGAAAGAAAAACUCCGUUUCAGAUAUGGGAAUGGGGGGCUUUUCAUUUUGAUAGCGACAGCAGCAACAGAGGUGAGCGCGGAGCUGUUAGCCGUCAUCCGGCGAGAAAAUGGGCUCAUUCAUGGCGAAUACUUUCCGGGUUCACCCAGGUUUUACACUGUGGAAGACCAGAACAAAGCCGAUAGCUCGUGGAGCCUACUCACCAAGCACCAACAAGGCGAAGUGCAGUUCGUGUGUAACAAGUACACCGAGCAGGGAAAUGAAAUGUGUCGUAGGCCCGACGAAGCGAACCCAUCCGCCCCCCAGAAUGGUCUGGCACUUUUGAUUUAUGAGCGCUUCUGCAGCUUGCACUUCUCGGACCACGUAGAAGUAGGGAAUGGCGACGACGGCGGGGUGCGCAGAGCUACAAACGAAAAUUGUGCCGAAGUCUUUGCCAGGAGCGACGCGGCAAACAAACAGACGUUCACCAAUCGUGUCAAAACCAAGCACUGGGUGCAGGAAUUUUUGCACCCAGAGAAGUACUUGCCCACAGCUGAAGAUGUGCCAGGCGUGGCAGGACUCACCUGGGCAAGUGGUCAGAAGCCCCAGUCGACGUCCGUGAUGGGGGCGAGCAUCAUGUCAUUAGUACUCGGCAUGUCGUCCAGUAGCAACAAUGAGGCGGAAGAAAAAGCGAAGCACGAGGAGAUUCUUGGCAAGUGGGACGAUCUUUCCGAUUCUGGUUUGGACCAGGGGAUUAUCGACGCGGUGAACGCCAUGGAGUUCGAAAACCUGGAUGCCAGGUUUGCGGAAUUCCGCGAGAUGAUCGAGGCCACGCAUUCCAGAUUGUCACAAGCGCAGCAAGAACAAGAAACACCAUUCGGAUUAUCCCCAGAUCCUCUCGCAGCGGGAGGGAGCGCAGCAGGGGCACCACCUCCACCUCCAAGCGUUGUUCGCUUGCAGUUCCCCCUCAAAGUAUCGUGAGAGAAAAGUGUUUCAUCACUGUAGGGAUUUUGCAGGUCGUUUGCUCUACACGGCAGAGAAAAUUUCUCAUGCAAGGUUCCUGAGGGAAAACGCAGCUAAAAAAAAUCCACUGUGUUGCAUGUGUAGCAAGACAAACACUUGCGAGAUACAUUCUCUGCAACUACAUUACAAGAAGUUUACAGUGAAGCAGUUUUUUCUCGCGAUACAAAGAGGAUCUUGACGUCAACCUUGUGGCGGGACCUGAGGGGAUAGCGCAUCCGCCUUGCGAGCGGUAUCGCAACGUGCUGGGGUGGUUUCUUGAUCCAACCCAUUCCGAGUCGACCUUUGCAAUUCAGCAAGCGCUAACGAAAAUCCCAGGGUUGCCGAGAGCCAGUGUUGAUCAAGAGCAAUUAUGGCAGAAUUUUUGUCGCGCGGAACUGGAGCAGAUCCAGAACGUCUUCGAGGAAUUCCAGGGUCCUCGUGUGCGACUGAGCGCAUUGUCUGAUCUUCUAGGAGACCCCUUGCUAGGAAGGAUUCACGCUCUAGAAGAAGAGCUGCGCCGCUUGUCCUCGGUGUCCGGAAAUACCGGAAUUGCAGGCGGCGGCAUGAUGCAGGGAGGUGGUCCUGCAUCUUCAGGAGGAGCGCUUGCUGGGCCACAAGACCAGAGACAGCGCCUUGAGCGUGGUACCCUGGUCACAGUCGGGGAUGUUGUUGAUGGAACACCAAACGGUGUUGGCACUACUUUUCCCAAGGCACCACAACCCGGAGAAGGCCUCCUGUUGUCUCACGGCCGCCACCUCCAAAGCGACAGACUACCGGACGAGCAUAAUGCUGGCGUUCUUGAGUCAACAUCUCCCUGCGGACAACUUUCGACACUGAUCUACUCGAGCGUUCAACGAGGAGAAGAACCCGCGCUGCUGCAAUUCUCUGACGUUUUUCAGCGUUUCUCCGACCUUCCGCUCAUGCUGGCCACCCUCGCGACCGUUACACCAGAGUGGUCGCAGCGAUUCUGCGAAGCCCACUCGGUAUGGCGUUCUCAACUGUUAGUACAUUCUUAGCUGUUCUUACGUGGAUUUGUGAUGCAAGAGUGGCUACAAGGAAAGGUUAACGCUGUACCAACCGGCGCAGAAUAGAAUGUUGACCAAUUGUUGACGAUAUUGGGACGGACAGGGUUUUUUGAAAAGCAGCGCUCCUGUUCGAGAGCACGCGCGGGCAUUGCGGGCGCCAGAGCUCGUUUUGGCAUUGCAAAUUAGGCCCAUCGUUGUGCCCCGCAGCCCACUCCCAUGGUUCCCCGCGAUGGAGUUUCGCCUUGGUGUGGCACCAAAAUAAGCUACGCCCAUACGGCGGCACAGGACUGGAGAGAGAUUUGACUGGCCUGGUGUGGGUUUUGGAAUGAAGAUCGUCAAUUUGGAAUUGCGAUCAGCGAUUUGAAAUGGAGAUCGCCCAUUUGAAAUGCCGAUCAGGCAUUUGAAAUGGCGAUCAUCAAUUUGAAAUCGCGAUCACCAAUUUGAAAUCGCGAUCACCAAUUUGAAAUCGCGAUCAUCAAUUUGAAAUCGCGAUCAUCAAUUUGAAAUCGCGAUCAGUGGGUCUGGGCCAAUUUGGGACGAAGAUCAUGGCCUCCGGCUCAAUUUGAAAUGGAGGUCAGAAAAAGGUCCGAAUUAGGUCAGAAUUAGGUCAGGAAUCCCGUCCCUAUAUUACAUUCUGGAUUUCUGACCUAAUUCGGACCUGUUUAUGACCUGCAUUUGAAAUUGAAAAGCUUGGCGUCAAAAUCUGAAAAGUUGCGUCUUCCCAGAAGCGCUUGCUUUCUCUUCGGGACUCUCUCCGUGCCCGUUCGGUCGGUCUCGAAUUUUGCUUAAUGGGUGCGCGCCUGGCACUGGCGAAAAUUUUCGCUCGGCGGCCCUUCGGGCCGCAAACGUUCUUCCUCUUUACCUUUGCAUUCUACAUCUCCCAGCUUUCUGUGCUGCUACCUGUUGGCCCUUGGAAGCCGCCAGUCGUCGGCCUUUCAUUCCCCUGGGUCGCCCUAUGUAGAUGUGAAAAGGAACGCCCCAGGCAAUGGUGUGGGGGAUGAUGGCCGUACUUUCGCAGCUUUGGUUUUAGGUUCUGCCCAAGCGGUAGAACACGUUCAGAACACGCGCGCUAGCCCUGCCGCCAAGUCCCACACCGCCCCGCCAUGGCUUGGCCAUAUGACCGGUUUGGGGCGCCUAGAAUCAGAAAAAGCUGGCCGUCCCAAAUCCGUCCCAAAUCUGUCACAAUUUAAAUCACAAGCCGCAUGGUAUGACGUUAAGGAAAGGCCGGAUCUUGCAAGUCUUGCAUUACAACAAAUUCAGCACAGAGUCCCAUGCUGUUUGGCCCUCCCAAAAUUUAAAUUUGUCAUGCGAAGUAGCUUUACCAUGUUUACGUUGAUGCCCAUUUUGCAUCACAAAGCCAUGCAACAGUUGAGAAUGUAACAGUUGAGAGCGCCUCCAUACUCGGACCGCAUCUGGUCGGUGUUUACGGAAAUUACCUCGGCCACCGCACCUUCUGGCGACGAGCAGUUCUUACUCGCGAGCGCAAAAAAAAUCGAGGACGCGUUAUUGAGUCUGUGGAACCGCGCUUCUUCCGAGUUAGAACGGUCCACCCACUUGCCUGGAAUGCCGCCCGAAGUGGCAAAGGCCUUCUUUGUUUCAAGCCCUUCUGCCGACGAAACUAUCCAAGAAAAAAACGUUGUAGGUGUAACUUUUUUGGCGGAACAGCAUUACAAAUUUGUCUGGCAUGACAGCGGGGGAAACCUGUCAUGCGCAGACAGUACGUGGAAACGCCCUGGUUUAAUGGACCCUAGGAUACAUGCCAAGCAUGACAGACGCAAUCAUCUUGCAUGUUGCGCAUCACAAAUUUACACGAACAGCGUUUUUUUCUUGGAUAGAAACGAUGGACGUCGUAUUGUCCGUGGCAGAUUUUCAUGGAGACCUGAUUAUCCCAGAGAAAAAAGCAGGCGGGGCAUAAAUUUUUCUUCAAAACUACUUAAUUACAUGAACAAAAAUUGAAAACUGUCAUGGGCGAGCCCAUAGCAUUCUGUUUGGGAGAUGCAAUGCAGCUUGUGUACUUAUUUUUGCAUUACAGGAAAUUGUAUGCCCUACCUAACUUUUUCUGUUGGAUACUGACGGCCGCGCGCGAAGCCCUCGUGCUCGCGGGCGUGCUGGAAGCUGCGAGCGGCGUCACGUGGAUCGGUGGCUAUGCAUUGCAAAUAUCGAUCUGGGUUUGGAAACUUGUGUUGCUGAAGUCGACAUCGCAGAUGAGUAGCCAGUUGUACAGCAACAUCAUAACAGCAUGACAAGUUUUUACUAGUAGACGAGGCCAACUUUUUCUACAGAUUCCUUGAGAAAUUAUGAACCAUACAUAAUCAUAACACGCAUGACAAACUCCCAUGCACUCAAAAGCACGGGGGCAUCAAAACAUAAGCGGGUUACUUGUAGUCUACGUCUACCAGAUCUUGGUCUUGCUGUCGUUGAAAUCUCACACGACAAAUCCAGUGACCCAGAUCUUCCAUGCUUGCAAUGCAUAUGGGCCGUCGAACGCUGAUUUGCACGGGCGACAUCGUUGAUCGUGGACCGGAUGGACGGGAAAUCUACGACCUGAUUUUCGAUUUGCAGGAGAAAGCGGAAUAUCCUGUGCAAAAGUAUCGUAUUCGUAUAAAUGCACGUCUUGCAUUACAAAUCUUUGUCUUAAGGCAGACGCAGAUCUGCAUUACAAAUUUUCUUUCUCGUGCUGAGGAAAUUUGUAAAUGCAUUUAUACGAGUACGAUACUUUUGCAAUUCAUAGGGAACGGGUUGGCGGGAAGGUCAUUUUUCUGUUGGGAAACCACGAGAUGUUCCGGCUGCGGUACUUGGAGAUGACGCCCGGGUUUGUAUUGUGAGGAAAAAUCCGCCCUCCCCAUACCGAAAAAAUUUUGUGAUGCUGUAUUUGCAUUUAUACAGCACAAAUGUAUUGCUAGAAGGCCAAGAGAAAUAAAGCUUGCAGGUAAUCUGUCAUGCUGUUUUCCGCUUCCAGUUGCGUCGUGUCAUGCUGAAGCCGCAAGGCUUUCCAACGACCCAAGCCAGUACUACUGUAGUACUGUUCGUAUCGAUCUCUUCCCUUUUAAGUAGCAUGACAACGUGAACAAGACUCGUGAUCACAAAUCACGCUACACAAAUCCCCGUUUUGAUAUGGGGACGAGGGGGGCCUUGUCAUUUUGAUACGUCGGUCACCCUGUAGGCCAGUACUUGUCCGAGGCAGUCACCAAGGAUAUCGUAUUUAAAAACGUCCCCACCCCAUAGUUGUCAUGCACAUCUGCAUGCUGAACAUGUUUCUCAUGUGGAGCCCCAUGAGGAGCGAUUUCUAGUCGUUUUUUGCAAUUUGUCAUGCUCCAAUCAGCAUGAUGUACUAGAUUUGUGAUGCUGCUGAGCUAGCUCAAACAGCACUACGCUACGAGUCCAAAUUUGUCAUGCAAUACAGCCAAAGCUUGUGGAUUUGUCUAGCCGAUUUCCCAUCUUGACUAUGCCGUGGCGGGGACGUUUUUGCAUACGAUAAAGGAGCCCGAAUCUUCAUGGGCCACAAGCAGACCACCUUCGUCGGUCCAAUCAAUAUCAGCUGAGAACGCGAACCCGGACCCUUUUACAGGGUCCUGGGCUCCUCGGGCGGACUACGGAGAGGCCUGGGGACCGGGCGGCUGGCUUUUUGAAAAACUCCGGACGCGCGCGGACAGCAUGGUGGUGGUGGGGCGCACGCUGUACAUGCAUGCGAGCAUCAGCAAUGCUGUGAUGGAUCAUGUGCUUCGAGUCGCGGUCGAGAGCCAGGCUCGGACAAUGCGCGGGACUGUUGUCAACAGUGCGAGCGUUGCCGAGAUCGAGAACGAGAUCAUGCAAAACCCGAAAUUUCGCGACGACGUUUUACGCGCAGUGCACGAGGACCUUUUUUCGCUCGUGGAGACAAGCACGAGCCAGGACCUCGAUGGCCUCGAUGUGAUGGACGGGGACCCCGCCCUCGAGGUAUGGAGGCGUCAGGAUCGAAAUCAACGCACUCGAAAUAAUUUGCGACGCAUAUUAAAACCGAUACCAGCUCGGUUUUCUAUUGGCGCAUGACAAAUUUCAGGAGCACCAAAAUCCAGCCUGUCGUGCUGUUUGGGCAAAGAAGACUGCUCCUGUCAUGCUACUCCAACUCCGGCAGCGGAGCGCGUUGCAUACCCUUAAGCGGGCUCAAGAACGCAAUCGGUCUCAUUUGCCUGCUCCCCAAUACAGGCCUUGCGUGCCCUACAUUCUAUGCGUCGCAAACUUUUUCGAUUUUGUCGAUUUCGAUCCUGGCACCCCCAUACCUUGGCAAAGCAGUCUAUUAUCAGAACCCCAAUCUGCGGACGCCGUCCCCUUUUUGGGGCCGCAGCACUCAUGGGCUCCCGGGAGAGCAGCCGCCCGACUGUAGUGAAGUCGAUGCUGCUAUCCACAGAAAAAAAACCCAUCCACAUCCAUUUAUUGCAUGACAAACACAGAACUUUAUGUAUGUUUUGCAUGACAAAUUGGAUGUGGAUGGGUGUUUUUUCCUGGAUAGCUGCUCUGCAGUUUUUCGGGGUGGACCGCAUCGUGAACGGACACAGUAUUCAGCCGCAAGGCAAGGCGGAGCUGCGGUGCGAGGGCAAGAUCAUUCUAGCCGACAUUGCCAUGUCCACGGCGUACCAAAAUCCCUACUCGGGUGGUGCCAACCCGCAGGCAAACGUGGCGGUGGUGGCCGUCGCCUGGCCUCGCGACCAACCGGCAAGUGGUAACACGGUGGUGCGGGCGGCUUACUUCAGCCGCAAGACCGGGCUCACGGAAGUGGUGAAGCAGCAGGUGGGAACCGAUUUGUGGGAGCUGAUUCAAAAGGUGGGGCUGUCUAGGACCACCUCGCCAGCCACGGCUUCUGGGGCUGGUGCUUUUACCGGCAGCACUGUUACGGAGCAAAUGCAAAAUAUAAAUGCCCCAGAUGGGGGCUUUCUACUCAGCCAUGGUCUUGAUACAGCAACAUCUCAUCUCGGCGGUGGUGAUUUGGAUCCGCAUACUGGACUACAAGCAGUAGCGGGUGGAAGCAUGAUUCCGCAUGCUCUUCCUGCCGUCGGCUGGGGAGGACUACAAGGGGGCGAGUAUGGUCUCCAACCACCUGCUCCAGCCUUACCUGCUCAACAUGAACAUGAUCUUGAUGCAGGAGGGCUACAACAUCUUCACGCACAGGAUCCAGCAUUUCUUGCCGCGGCGCAAGGUACAAGUUCUUCUUUUCCUGCCAGUCUGGGGCCGCACGAUGCAGGUGGAGGAGGGGCUGUAUGGAUUGCAAAUGUGUCUGGGUCUGGAAGGAUGUAACUUGUGAUGUUGCGUCUGCAUACUACAAAUACUACAAAAAUCUGUAUAAUUGCAUGGACAGUAAAAGAGGUGGUGGUGCAGUUUUUGCCACGGCGCGAGGGCAUUUCUCAUGCGAUAAAGGCAUCACUCAGGAAGCCCUCGCAAAAUCUGUGAUGCUAGUCCAUGCAUCACUGACGUUAGGAGAAGUCAUGCAAAACGUGCAUGACAAACCUUGCAUCCUUCCCGACCCAGACACGAUCUUUGCACUGGAUAGAUCGCGCCUCUUGAUGCUGUCGGGGGUACUGCUACUGGUGGACCACUUCUACAAGAAGGGCCGUUGCCUCGCCCGCGCAGUGGUGGAGUCCCCUUCGGGAACCCUGCGGGCGCGGCCGCGGGCCCUCCUCCUCCUCACGCUGUUGCAAACGCGGGUCGUCCGGUGGUUGAGGAGGUCGACCCGGCGACGCUGGUGGGCUCAGAAGCGACAAACCUGCACAAGUGGCAGCGGAGCGCUUUGCACGCGAAAGUGCAGAAGCUGUUGCACGGGCGCGAGAACGUCGCGGUCGUGAACCCCGAGACCGGGCUAUCCAAGAAAAAAACAUUGUAGGUCUAACUUUUUUGAAGGAAUAGCAUUACAAAUUUGUCUGGCAUGACAGCAAAAACCUGUCAUGCGCAGAUAGUACGACGUGAAAACGCCCUUUAAUGGGCCUUACGAUGCAUGCCAUGCAUGAAACACGAAAUCAUCUUGAGUGUUGCGCAUCACAAAUUUACACUAACAACGUUUUUUUUCUUGGAUACAGGCAGGAGCUUCUCGGUCAAGACGAACCGCAUGCGGUUCUGGCUCCGGGGAAGCAGCCGGUUUGGGUUCCCAUGAUCAUUGGCGAAGUGCUAUCCUGAGUAAAAAGAACUUUUAGUUCUACGUACACUACGUAGUGCCCAUCUUCACCCCGUAGAAGUCAAGAAGAUAAUUAUCCAGAAAAAAACACCCAUCCCCAUCCAUUUUGCUAUUUUUUCAACAAAAAAAAACCGGCUUUUUUUCAAAAAAUUUUCAGGGUUGUCACCAAUCGGCAUCGGAAGCAAUCACUUUAAUGGUGACAUAGCUAAAGUGGCGUCAUAGCUAGGAACUUUUGACAUGAAUGAAAUUUGCUAGGUCCAUCACAGGUCAUCGCAGCAGGCGACGACUUCCAGAUCCUGCAAAAGCCUCUUUUCGCCGCCGCACAUCGACUCUGGCCCCAUCGCUUGGCCCAUUUUGCAGUGGCCAUAUCGCCAUGCCGCCGCGUCGCCACAUGGGAUGAAAGCGACGGACCUGGGAUGGAUUUUGACACGUGCUGUCCUUUCGGUUCGAGUGGAUAAUACAAAUUCAGGACGGGAAGACUUUUGCUGUUCGGCAAGGCUGCCGUAGGAAAAACUUUUUGAUUUUGUUUUUUUUCCAAAAAAAUUUCGUUUUUGAAAUUGACCUUGUUUUUGAUGGAUGAUGUUUUUUCGCACGACGGUACCACAAAUAUUGGAUCGACCCAUCCAGUCCAUUUUCUUCUAGAAAUGGCUGGAUGGGUCGAAGCAAUAUUUGUGGCACCGUCGUGCGAAAAAACAUCAUCCACAAAUUCUAGUGUCAUUUUGAAAAUUGCAAGAAUUCCUACUUUUUUGUGGAUGAUGUUUUUUCGCACGACGGUACCACAAAUAUUGCCUCGACCCAUCCAGCCACUUCUACAAGAAAAUGGACUGGAUGGGUCGAUCCAAUAUUUGUGGUGCCGUCGUGCGAAAAAACAUCAUCCAUCAAAAAAGUGAGCAUUUUCAAAAGCGUGACAUUUUUUUGCGAAAAAAAAAAUCGUUUUUUUUUCGUGAGCUGGAACGCAAGAUCUGCUCUGCAACUAUCGAUGAUAAUUGCGCAGCUGGUGCUGCUCCCGCUAAUUUCAAUGGUGCAGCCGCGGCGUUCUUGGCGAGUUCUCCGCUACCUCUGGGUAUCUGUGCGUGACUGCGCCAAAAGUUCAAAACCUCCAUGGGACCAGAGGUGCCCAACGACGAGAACUGGCUUCGGCGAGUUGUAUUUCUCGGUCGUGGUUCGGAUCUCGGUUUCAGCUAGCCACCUUAAAAUCACAUAGCGAAAGUAUGUGCAGCCACUGACGCCACUAGCUAGCUCCAUCAGUUAGCACUUCUCGCAAAUGCCAUGCAAAAAAUAUUUCGGAUUUUUUUCUUUUUUUAUUUAUUUUUCAUGAUUUUUUUGCAUUAAAAAAAUGGCAAAAUGGAUGGGGAUGGGUGUUUUUUUCUGAAUGUUUUUUUUGGGGAUUUGUAGUUCAUUCGCAAGACCACUCUUGAAGAGCGGGGUCUACUACUUCACGAGUCGUGAAAACAACAAGCAUCUGGCUUUUCUUGUCAUGCUUAAGUACGUUGUACAACCAGGUAGCGCCGCCCUCGUGGCCGCCGCGGCUACAACAACAUCUUCUAGUGAGUACUCGAGGUGGCCGUUUGUUUAUGUAUUCCUGCUUAGAGGAGGAGCGCCAUGAAAGGUUCUUGCUCCACCCAACAUACACAGCUACGCAUCAACGCCCUUAUUUAUGCAAAAAUUUUGCAACAUCAGGGAGGACGAGGAGUGACUGACGACCUCCGGCCCUACUUGCCAGAAGAACAAGAGCAAGAAUUGCAUGACAUAAAUCUGGUGGGAUGGGUACUACUACUGGUACGUUGAGUUUUUGCACAGGAUACCCAGAUCCCGAGGAAUACGACCAGCUCGAGGCAAACCAGGAGCACGACAAGCUCCAUGGCCUUGCUUUUCUCCCGGAUCCGCGUUUAUGCAUUGCAAAAGUGAAAAUAUCGCAGUACUGAUUCGGAGCUUUAUGUAUCAACAACCGCAUGACAUCAAAUAACUUGCGCAGCAUGAAGAUUAAUAAAAGUGAAAUACUUUGUAAUUCUUUCUGCCUAAGAAACAAGACUUGUCAUUCAGAUUGAGAGCGCGAUAGCGAUACUCACUUUUCUUGCAGAGGAUAGCGUUAUGAAGGCCACUACAAUUCCGACGAGCAAGAACAUCAACAAGACCAGCUGCAAGACGGGGAGCAGUAUCAGCUGUAAAAAUGUCUGGGUCUGGAAGAAUCCAACUUGUCAUGCUGAUUUUGGAUUCUAAAAAAAUCUGUAUUGCAUGAGCAGCAAAGACAAAGAGAGUCCAAAUUUUGCAGCACGGAAAGAGCAUUUGUCAUGCGGAAUGGGCAUGAGGAAGCCCUCUAAAAAUCUGUGAUGCUAGGGCAUGCAUCACAGACUUGAGGAGUCAUGCAAAAUAUGCAUGACAAGCCUGGCAAUCUUCCAGACCCAGACACUUUCACAGUUGAUAACCAGCUGCAGCGGCCGGAACACGACCAGGACGUUGAGCCUGCUCCUCUCCGCACAGUGGUAAACACAUGGAAGGUAUCAGAUGUAAAAAUGUCUGGGCCUGGAAGAUUCUAAACUUGUAAUGCUGUCUGUGGAUUCUAAAAAAAUUUGUAUUGCAUGACCAGCAAAAGGACUCCAGUUUGUGCUACGUGGAGAGGGCGUUUCUCAUGCGGUAGAGGCAUCAAAAAGUGCUCUAAAAAUCUGUGAUGCCAGCUAGGUCAUGCAUCACAGACGUCAUGGGUCAUUCAAAAUAUGCAUGACAAACGUGGCAAUCUUCCAGACCCAGACACUUUUACAUUUGAUAGUAGGCCUUCGAUGUGAAUUCUCCCGCCACGCCGCCGCUGUUCAGUGGGUGGGAAGUGUUCAUGCUGGACGGGGUUCACCAUGCAGAUCUAUGCAAUGCAGAAGCAUCGUACUAGUAUAAAUUGCAUUACAAAUUAGCCCAGCAUUACAAAGUAAACUUGUAAUGCUGAUUUCCCUUGAGAAAAAGAUUUGUCAUGCACAAAUGCAAUUACUACGAGUACGAUACUUUUGCGCUGCAUAAGAUCCGAAGCUUGGCCAUCUGCGGCUCAUCAUCAUUGACAAAACGGUGCGGGUAUCAAAUGCAAGAAUGUCUGGGUCUGGAAAAGUGGAACUUGUGAUGCGUGUCUUGCAUUCCCGGAAAAUCUGUGUUGCAUGAGCAGCAAAAGAGAAGGAUUCUUUGUCAUGCAAAAACGCAAUUUGUGAUGCGUGCUAGGCAUCAGAAGGCGUCUCAAAAAAUUAUCAUGCUUGGCUGCCAUUGCAAGCGCUUCAAUCAUGCUCAAUUCAGCAUCACAGGUUUCCAGACCCAGACAAAAUUGCACUUGAUAUCGGGACAUGAAACGGUUCAAAAAUAAAAACUGGCACAUCCAGGACCUCCAAGCCUUCCCGAACGAUGUCUCCUCGCUGGUACGCAAAACAAACUUUCUGUUUCUUUACCGGACACGUACGAAAUGUAAAAAAUUGGCCUAAUAUCAGUGAAUGCAUCGCACAGUAUUCAUCAAAAUUAAACUCAAUAACUUGAACUACCGCCGCAGGAUAUUUUCGUUGAACAAGCUGUGAAGACACAACAUCACCCGAGUUCUUUGUCAUGCUCUCUUGCUUCGAGAGAAGUAAAAAAUAAAAACCGAACUUCAAAUAAGACGGUACUUAGUCAGGAAGAUGAUGCACCCUGGCAUCAUUCAACGAACAGCUUUUAUCGUACGUGUAUGGAAAUGAAAACUUGUUUACUACUUUGGAUAUCUCGCUAUGUGGGUGAACGGGUACGCGCUUUUUCAACGUCCCGACUAUCAACUGUAAAAAUGUCUGGGUCUGGAAGAAUCCAACUUGUCAUGCUGAUUUUGGAUUCUAAAAAUCUCUGUAUUGCAUGAGCAGCACCAAAGAGAGCCCAAGUUUUGCUACACGGAAAGAGCAUUGGUCAUGCGGUAUAGGCAUCAGGAAGCCCUCACAAAAUCUGUGACGCUAGGGCAGGCAUCACAGACAUCAGACGUCACGCAAAAUGUGCAUGACAAACCUGGCAAUCUUCCAGACCGCCCAGACACUUUUACACUUGAUACCGACCAACACGCUUUGGUUAUGGAUGGUUUCGGCAUUUGGGACCGGUAAGAGGAAAAAGAAAAACCCGACAAAAGGGGUCGGGAAGUAGAAGAGCAUGAUAUUAUUUCUCUCAACAUUUUGACUUUUUUCUUUUUUUGUUUUUUCAAAUUCAAGCUAGGCUCGUAGCAAGAAUUUCUAGGUAAACUCAGUCUGUACAAGAAUUUUUAAGAUUUUUCAUUCACGCAUAAUUUUCUUACUCGUCAUUUCUCUGUUUCCCAUUUUUUUGCAGCUACUGUAUCCCUGUAUUCCAAGAACGAAAGAGCGUGUUGCUGCGCCCGACGAGGACUGAGAGAUGCUGUUAAAGGUCGCGUGAUCCACUCGGCGAUUUAUAGCUCCCGAUCACCCCCCUCGUGGACGACAGUUGUUUUUCAUAAUUGCACCCCUAUCAAUCUCUAGCGCGAAUAAAAACAAAAAGCUGCUUUUAAUAUUUAUUUUUUUGCAGUCGGUCAGCUCUUACAUUUCCUCAUUUGUUUAAUCAUUUUUUUUUCUUCAUUUUUUUUCCCCAUCUUUUUUCAAUUUUGUUUUUCCGGUACAUUACAACACACGAGUGCCUUUUUUUUUCGAUGUUGGCUCAUUAUACUAUACUUUCGCUCAUCGUUCACUUUCACAUUACUGCUCUACGACUUACCACAGAAACCAACACCAAGGGCUUUACAACUCAAGCUAAAUUUAACCAUCAAGAGGAAAAAUCAGAAAAAACGAUCUCCUCGCUCGAAGAAGAAGACUCGUCUACCAGAUGAAAUAAGUACAUCAUGGAAAGCGAAACGAACCACCUAUCAUCUAAAGUAGGAGACAACAACAGGAGCUCUAUCCAAGAACCGUAGAUGAAUUCCAUUUAGCAUAUGCAUAGAUCUGCAUCCAUAAUAAACGUGUUUGUGUUUCACCGUAAUUUUACAAUAAAGCCACACCGACACCCUAUUUUUCAUCGAACAAGGAGUCAAUAGUUUUCCUUUUGUUCCAUCUCCGAGAGAAAGGAUGAGGUCAUGCCCCACCG